AUGAAAGCUUAAAAUAUUUUUGGAAAUUCUCAUGAUAAUAGUAAACUAAUGGAAUUAUAUGAGAUCUUGCAAAUUAUUAAAAAUCAAUCUAUUGAUUAAUUGAGAAUUUAAGGUUAAGAAGAUAUAUUUGAUAAAAUCUCUAUCCUCUACAAUUAUUUAAUGUUCAAUGAAAUCUAACAAUUAAUAAGUUUUAUUUGCAAACACAAAAAAUAGUUCUAGGAGUCAAUCAUUAUGUAUUAGUUCUUGAAAUAGCAAGAAUGUUAAAUUAGCAAGACCUUAAAUAUUAAUAAUUUAAUGGAAUCCUAUGAAAGUAUGGCAAAUGAAUAGGAUGGUAAUUAGAACAAGAAUGAUGCGACAUAAUACAAAAUCUUUAUUUGUUGUUUGAAGUUAUUCACAAAAUAAAUAUCUAAUGAAGAGGAUUCGAAAAUUUAUAAUAAGCUUCACAAAUAAUUAAAUUUCUAUAUCGAUUAAAAUUUAUCGAGUAACAACCCUCUCAUAUUGAUUUCCUAAAUAAACAUGUUUCAAUUACCUUAUAAACAAUACAUUUUGUUGUAUUCAUCCUUUUAAAUAUUGAUAAAUACUCUCAAAUACAAACAAUUUAUUGAUUUUACAGAAAAAAAUUAUUAAUAUUAAACUCAAUUGCUCCCAAAAAUAUUAAAUAUUAGUUAAUAGACAUCUUCAUUUCACACAUAGAUAUGGAAAUUUUAAUCUAUUCUUAUUGAUGUUACACAAAAGUAAUGAUUAUUUUUUCAUAAUGUUUAGUUUAAUCAAUUUCAAUGAAUUAUUUAGCAUAACCUAGCAUUCAUUUAAAAACGAAGGAGUUUAAAAGAUUGCUUUUAGUUUCAAUAAUAUUUCAAGAGGAUUUAAAGUUAUGAAAAUUAUUUUGGAAGAAUCUAUAUUAAAAUAUUUUUAUGAAUCAAUAGAGUUAAAAUUAGAAGAAUAAAAAUAAUUAAGCCAUGAUUAAAUUUAGUAAAAAGAAAGUGUUCCAUUUAAACCAUAAGUUCAUAUUGUUUUUCAUGGUUUGGAAGACAUCAAUUUAGAUAAUCCAAAAUAAACAAAACUGGAUUUAGAAAUAUAAAUUCAAAUAGGAGAAAAUGAGUUUUUGUCAUUAAAUAACUAAUAAAAUAAUUAAACAUUAAUUUGGAAUUAUGAAAAGAUUAAGCAUUUCAAUUUGAUAAUUUCCUUAUUGGCUUAAAUAUUUGAGUGUUGCUAAUUAUGGGUAUAAUAUAUCCCUAAGAAUCCUAAAGAAUAUUUUGAAUUUUUGUGUUCUUAAGUUAGCAAGCAGAAGCUAGAGGUAGAUCGAUAAACAUUAACAAAUUGGUUUCAGAAGGAAAAACCAAAUAUUAACAAUUGUAUUGAAUCACUUUUGGCUCUAUUAGAAAGCCUAGAGUUUUUACUUCUAAAAGUAGUAAAAUAUAAUUUAUUUAGAUUGAAAGCACUAUUAAUAAAGAAAUAUCAAAAUAUUAAAAAGAAAAACCAAUAACUUUAAACAAAGAGAAAUUUGCAAAAGUGCUUAUUUAAUCAGGUUUCAAAAUAGAGUAUGAUUUAAUCAAUAGAAUAGAAUUAAGGUUAGCUGAAAACAUGAAAAAUAAUUUAGAAUAAAUAUUGAAUGAAAUUAACCCUAAAACUCAAAAAAUAAAAGGGAUUGUAUAAUUAAUAAAAAAAUUCGCUCCUAACUUUAAAUGA
Molecule: messenger RNA, 1686 nt
Organism: Paramecium sonneborni
Lineage: Eukaryota; Ciliophora; Oligohymenophorea; Peniculida; Parameciidae
Source: the annotation of a GenBank genome assembly